Molecule: messenger RNA, 1821 nt
Organism: Myzus persicae (green peach aphid)
Lineage: Eukaryota; Metazoa; Arthropoda; Insecta; Hemiptera; Aphididae
Product: slit homolog 1 protein-like
Exons: 6
Coding region: 69-1322 (417 amino acids)
Source: RefSeq, a predicted model, not a curated record
GUUAUAAAUACUCCCGUUGACGGUAGAAAAGAGUUAGUUGUGUGUGGUGGAUACUGUCCGGAUACAACAUGACUGCGUGUUUAAGAAUGCUGGGCCUCGUGGCCGUCACAAUCGGUCAUAUAACACAAGGUAUGAUCAUCUACAACCCGACGUCGUACACGAGUCGGUACACUGAUCCGUGUUCGCCAAGUCCGUGCGGUUCCAACACUCAGUGCCGCGUGGCCGAGGGAAGACCCGUUUGCAGCUGUCUGCCCGGCCACUGGGGAAAUCCGACGACCUACUGUCAACGCGGCGAGUGCGAAGUCAAUCAAGACUGCCCAAACUCGAAAGCUUGCCGUAAUUACAAAUGUGAAGAUGUAUGCUCAGGACAAUGCGGACGUAACGCAGACUGCUCACCCAGGAAUCAUAUUGCUGUGUGUUCCUGUCCAGCCCGUCAUGUCGGUGAUCCAUCCGUGUCUUGCCGCCAAAUGGACCCACAAGAACUAUGCUACCCCAGCCCGUGUGGCCAAAACACCAAAUGCGAAGUGAUCAACGACGUGCCGGUGUGCAGCUGCCUUCCGGGUUACAUCGGUUCGCCUUCUUCCGGUUGCCGUCACGAAUGCGACUCCGACUACGAUUGCGGUCCGUCCCAGAUGUGCCAACAGUACAAGUGCACUUCCGCAUGCUCUGCGGGAACUUGUGCUCCGACUGCGAUAUGUGAUGUCCACAACCACCGGGCUUCCUGUUCGUGUCCGAAGGGUUACUUCGGCGACCCGUACACAUCCUGCCGGGCCGAAUGUCUGUCGCACGCCGACUGUCCAGCGGACCGUCCGGCGUGCUCGGGCGAAAGGUGCGUGAACCCGUGCAGCGGCAACGUGUGCGGCAUCAACGCCAACUGCGAGGCGCGGGGUGCGACUCCCAUAUGCAGCUGCCCGCGGACCAUGACCGGUGACCCGUUCGUCCGGUGCCGUCCGUUCGAGCCGGCCGACCUCUGCGAACCGAACCCGUGCGGCGAGAACGCCCGGUGCCAGCCCGGCCACGACGUCACCGGCAAGGAGCGGCCGGUGUGCACGUGCCUGCCCGGCUACACGGGCGACGCGCUGUCCCGGUGCAGGCGCGGCGAGUGCUCCGCCGACGCCGAGUGCCGUCACGACCAGACGUGCGUCGACUACCAGUGCCGGAACGUGUGCACUGGCCAGUGCGGCGUGGACGCCGAGUGCAACGCCCGCAACCGUGUGGCCACGUGCUCCUGUCCGCCGGGUUACACGGGCCACGCGAUGACCAGGUGCUAUCCGAAGUCGUCGACAUCCGGGCGCGUCUACUAUAAUAACCGCAAGAAGUGAACAUCAUAACAAUAACCGUUGUCGGGUGUACAGCCGCCGUGUCGCAUACAAUAUAAUAUCAUAAUAAUAUAAUGUCAUCGUCGUUUCAUUGGCCCGUUUAUAUUGGAAUCGGUUUGCGGUUGGUGAGAUUGAGUGGCCGCACAACUGUUGUGAGAAUGUUCCGGCCGAUCGUUCAGUAAUAAUUUACGAACGAACAAUUUAAUUUUACUUAUCCCAGCUAACGUGUAGGUACAUUGCCAUAUUAUUUAAUUAUUAUUGUGAAAGUUCAAAAGUUUAAUCUCGGCGUUAUAACUUACUUAUAUACCUAUACAGUUCGUAUAUUAUUAUGUUAAAAUUAUGCGGUAGUAAACACGCUGUACGCCGACACGAUGUUAAUAUUUGUAUUAUUGUUUAUUGCGCAUUGUCCGUGGACAGUUUUCAUUUUCUUAAAUAUUAUUACAGUUACCAUUUUUUAUAACUUUUUUUUUUUAAUAAUAUUAUAUAAUUUAUUUUUACUGUC